Messenger RNA from Oenanthe melanoleuca, 2996 nucleotides. RefSeq names its product C1q and TNF related 4 (gene C1QTNF4). The transcript has 2 exons. Gene Ontology annotation, molecular function: protein binding. NCBI's taxonomy places the organism in Eukaryota, Metazoa, Chordata, Aves, Passeriformes, Muscicapidae. Bases 182 to 1282 code for a protein of 366 amino acids. The record is from RefSeq and is a predicted model, not a curated record.
GCCCUCCUCCCGUCCCUGAUUCGGCGCCGGAGCCCCGGGUGCCCGAGCCCCCCUCCCAGCCCCGGCCCCCGCCGCCGCCGCGGCUCCGAGCUGUCAGUGCGCAGGCAGCGCCGCGGCCCCGCUCCGCUCCGCGCUCCGAGCCCUCGCCGCGGAGCCGCCGCCGCGGGGCGCAGCAGAUACAAUGAUGACACUGAACAUUCCGAUCAUCUUUAGCCUCCUUUGCUGCAUGAUUUUUCUUCCUGCAGAUGGCUUCCCAGCAGACAGCAGUACUGAAUUUCGCUCUGCUUUCUCUGUGGCCAGAACCAGCAGCAUGGAAGGGAGCUCUGAGAUGGUGAUUACCUUUGACAAAGUGUAUGUGAAUAUUGGCAAUGAUUUCGACCCCAAGACUGGGUUGUUCCGCUGCCGGAUCCCUGGAGCCUACUACUUCUCCUUCACUGUUGGGAAAUACCCCAAGAAGAACUUGUCUGUCAUGCUGAUGAGGAACAAGAAUGAGGUGCAGGUAAUUGUGUACGAUGAACAUCACCGCAAGGAACGGAAGGUGGCCAGCCAGAGUGCCAUGCUGCAGCUUGACUACGGGGACACCGUUUGGCUGCGCUUACACGGAGAUCCCAAGUACGCUCUUUACAGCAAUGUGGGCCCCUAUACCACUUUCAAUGGCUACCUGAUCUAUCCAGACACUUCUGCCUUCUUCCAGAAUGCUCUCAGCUCUCAAGAGCUUGGGCCACACCCUCACACAAUUCAGCAACUUCCCAGGGAGCAGAAUGAAGCUUCACAGCGACACGUGCUGUCUGACCAGCCAAGGGUACAAGACCCUCGCUCUGCCUUCUCUGUUGCCCGCACACAAAGUCUCCUGGGGACAGAUGAGAAGCAAACCCAGCACGAGCCAAUCACAUUUGAUACAGAGUUUGUGAAUAUUGGAAAAGAUUUCAAUUCCUCCACUGGCAUCUUCACAUGCCGUAUACCUGGUGCAUACUAUUUCUCCUUCACCAUUGGCAAAAUGCCCUUUAAGACUAUGUCAGUGAAACUGAUGAAGAACCACAAUGAGGUGCAGGCCAUGAUCUAUGAUGACAACCACUCCAAGAGGCGGGAGAUGCAGAGCCAGAGCAUCAUGCUGCCUCUGCAGUAUGGGGACACGGUUUGGCUCUACAGCCAUCAGCACGAUGGCUAUGGCGCCUACAGCAACCACGGCAAGUACAUCACCUUCACAGGCUUCCUCAUCUAUUCAGAGGCUCAGCCAAAGUGGCUCCCAGGUGCCAGCUCACCUCAAGGGUCAAACAAUUAAAUGCAGAUGUGAAAGGAGCAUAAGAAGAGCCGAGGUGCCAUGAACUUGAGUAUAGCUUCUCUGAAUGUCAUCCUGUGCUUUGAGCAUGCUGUCAUGUGUCCAGUGCUUUCCAGACGCUUGUGCCCUGUCUGCAGGGCCACUGCUGUGUGUGCCAUUCAUCCGUAGAGAGGCCUUCCAGGUUGUAGCUGUGUGUCCCGUGUUGGUGUUUGAUUUAACAUAAAGCAUGAGGUAGUUUGGGGGCAGGGGUGGGGCAGUGUAGUGGGAUGCUGAGGAUCAGAGAACUAUUGCAGAUCUCCAGCAUACAGAGAGCAAAGGGCAUGGUGACUUUAAUUGUUUAUCCAGGGAGGGAAUAAAUGUAAUGAAAAUGAAUGUAAUAAAAAUACAAAAGAUGUGAAUGUUCUCACUUUGGAAUUUAUGCUACUUUGUGAGAUUUGUGUGCUUGUCACUGGCUGAGGUACCAGCUCAGGUGAGAGAGAAGCAUGUUAGUUGUGUGAGCUCAGAAUGUGUUACUGAGCCAGUCUGUCUGUAUACACUCUUUUUAAUCAUUUGUGUGUGUGAAGGGUUGGUACCUCUUAUUAUUUUAUUGCAAGUUUCACAGUCGUUUGUGCUUUUCUUUAUCUGAUGUAGAUGAAGUCAAGAAGCUGUGGUUGAGAAUCUCAGCUUCCAUUUAAUGUAAAGAAUACAUUUAGAAACAAACAAAAGAGCAAGCUUCUUGUAGUGAAAGAUAAGGGCUCGAAUCUGUGAAUGGACCAUGCUUUGAAAGCCUGGAAGCCAGGUAAGUAAGAAGAAAAAGAAAUGUAAUUUUAAAUCUCUGAAGAUCUGGAUCAGGAGCAGGCUCAUAACACUGAGUGUAAGUAGAACCACAGCAUGCAGUGGCACUGCUGACUGCAGGGGCUUUUCCUUCCCCUGAAAUGAGCCCCUUGGACACAGGGUGCUGCUGCCCCACCCUGUGCUGCACUGAUUGCCUCCUGCGGUCAGAGGAAACACCGGGUGAUGUUUCCAGCAUCCAGUGGUUUCCUACGAGUUCCAGCGAGAGUCUGUCCUGUGGAGAGGCUGCUGUGGCUGCAGAGGACACUGCUGUGUUCCUGCAGUCAGACAAACGGACAGGUGCCCGGCAGGAUCUGCUGAGGAGGUGGUGGAAGCACAGGAGGCUUCAGUGUAGCACCACUGGUGCUGUGUCAGCCGAGCCAAACCCUGGUUUGUAUCCCAAAAAUAGGUAAACUGCCAAAGGGCAUCAUGUUAAGCAUGCACAAAGGUUCAUGGCAUCACUUCAGUGUACUUUAUGAUCUGUUCAACAGGCAGCAAUGCUCUAAAACUGCUCCUAACAAAAUCCUGAGUUCAAAAUAGUGUGUUGGCAUCUGAGUCACAAGCCAACCCACUCAGCCUUUUUCCAUAUAUUGGCUCAGGCCUUACCUUCUCCAGCAAGACAGGAUUUUCGUGCCAUCUCAGCCCAGCUUUUUGAUGAUACUCUGCUCAAGCUGGACUUGAAUGCAGCCACUCGCUGUCACUCCAUACAUGUCCUAGACAUUAAAGACUGGGGGCAUAUUUGGCAAAAGGGUGAAGGGGAAAGAUUGGAAGUAUGUAAAAACCAGCCUAAGAAUAAUGGAACAUUAGGUGAGACAAGUUUUACUUCAAAUAAAAUUCCAAUUUUAAUUCCUAUAUCCUUUGGGGUGAAAAACAAACAAAGAAACAAACGAACCCCAAAGUGCAAACC